CAGUCCAUGCACAUGGACUUUGAACAGUGCUCCCCAUAAGAGGAAAAACUAUGGGCACUGGUAGACACCGGGGCCACCAUCAGCUCUGUCAACACCAAGCUCUGUAGCAAGUUUGGGUGGUCAAUAAUUCCUCGCAAAGGGAAAAUCGUGUUGGCCACUAGUAAUGCUAUAGCUCAUAGACUAGGAGUAACAAAACCAAUAAAAGUUUUUUAUAACAACAAACACAUUACACAUUCUUUUGAAGUUUUGGAUCUCGCUGAGAAUAUAGAUGUUAGUUUUGGUACAGAUUUAAUGCCAAGCCUUGGUAUUCAUUUACUGGGACUAGCAGAGAGUUGGUACGGUUCUAAUACACCUCAGACCCCUACACCCAUAGCUGGAAUAGAAAAGCCCAAUAAUUCACCAGCUGGUACACCCACUGAACAUUCUCAAUUCAUGAAGGCUCUACUACCCUUUAUUAAAGCCAAUGAAGCCAUACCCAUCACUUCAUUUUGUACAGUUAAGAAAUCUAUUGUACGACUACCAACGCCCCCAG
This is a messenger RNA of Phycomyces blakesleeanus NRRL 1555(-), 532 nucleotides long. RefSeq lists its product as hypothetical. The transcript has 2 exons. Lineage: Eukaryota; Fungi; Mucoromycota; Mucoromycetes; Mucorales; Phycomycetaceae. The annotation marks the transcript as partial. The record is from RefSeq and is a predicted model, not a curated record.